GAGAUCGGAGCGGCGUUGUUUGCGUGGUAUACCGUCGAUUUUAUAAUUAAUUGAAACAAAUUGUGUGAAAAAAUGUUUUCCCUCGGACCGAAAAAGGAUGGUGGACCGAAUACAAAAUUCUUCGAGUCUACUGAGGUUCUUACACAGUUGGAUGGGGUGAAACAGUGGCUUCUAAAGAAUUGCAAGAAAUAUAUACAGACAGAUCCACCAACAAACAAAAGUUUGUCAGCUCUGGUCAUACAGCUCAUACAGUUCCAAGAGGACAAUCUUGGUAAAAAUGUUUCCAAGCCACCAAUGACUAGAAUUCCUAUGAAAUGCUUCCUAGACUUCAAACCAGGCGGUGGUUUGUGUCACAUACUCGCUACGGCUUACAAAUUCAAACAAGAACAAGGAUGGAGAAGGUUCGAUUUUCCAGUAGGCAAGUCGGGAUCGCGUAUGGAUCGAGUCGUUGAAAUGCUCGUGGCUGCGGAAAGAGCUCUAGUACAGAAUCGUUGCAUAACGCAACCAUGCAUUUUCGUAAGACCAGAAGUAGACAAAGCCACGGCAGCCAAAAUUAAGGACGUGGUGAGACGACAUCAAGCAACCGUUGCUGAAAAUGAGACUGAAGCGACUCACAUAAUAUAUCCGCCGGUUGAUCCAAUAGAAGAGGAGUACGCGAGGCCUUGUAUGCGUCGUGAACGUUCGGUAUUGCUACAUUGGUACUAUUUUCCUGACAGUUAUGACUCUUGGGCAACAGUUGAUCUUCCCAUCGAAUAUCCGGAAGGCAAUACAGCGAACCCGACCCCAAGGACUCCGUACAAAGUAUGCGCGACUUGGGCGUUGGAUUUAGAUCAAUACAACGAGUGGAUGAACGAGGAGGAUUACGAAGUCGAUGAUGCUGGACAGAAGAAAGCACACAAGUACAGACUCUCGGUCGAAGAUCUAAUGGCACAACCGGCAAGUCAUCCUCCAGCUUCCGCAAAAAAACAAAAGAGGAAACGUUCACCAACUCCACCACCAAAAAUUGGCAAACGUAAAAGUGGACGCGGUCCUGCCGGAAUUCAAGGAACAGCUACACCAUCAUCAUCGUCGUCUUCCUCGUCAGUGACAGCUGCCACAGCUGCCGUAACUCCGAAAAAGACACGCGGUGGUGGCGAGGAAGAGGAAGAUUUGACUCAGGGUAUGGAAGAUCCACCGGCAGAACCUCGGAUUGUCGAAGUCGUUGCAAAUCCUACAAAUCCACCGAUCGCCAGUCAGACUGGUGCAGGUGGCGGUCCUGGUAAUCCUCCUAUCACUGGUAACAAAAAACAGGAUAGCGAACUGCAACCACUAAAAUCCGGAAAUAUGGCAGAUCUGGAUGAACCCAUGGAUGGAGAAAAAGGCGGUUCACAGGGAGCUCAAGAUCGUGAAGAACGAGAUACGAGCAAAGAACGUGCUGAAGGCGCAAAUAAGAGUGACGAACCUGAAGACAAUGUUACGGAACAAACUCAUCAUAUUGUCGUGCCGAGCUAUUCCGCUUGGUUCGAUUACAAUUCCAUUCACACGAUCGAGAAACGUGCGCUCUCUGAAUUUUUCAACGGAAAGAACAAAUCUAAAACGCCUGAAAUUUAUCUCGCUUAUAGAAACUUCAUGAUUGAUACUUAUCGGCUUAAUCCCACCGAAUACAUUACCUCAACAGCGUGCAGACGCAAUUUGGCGGGCGACGUUUGUGCGAUAAUGCGAGUUCACGCGUUUUUGGAGCAGUGGGGUCUGGUAAAUUAUCAAGUUGACGCUGAAUCGCGACCAACUCCAAUGGGACCACCACCAACUUCACAUUUCCACGUAUUGUCAGAUACGCCUUCGGGUCUUGCACCAGUGAAUCCAAAUCCCCCAAAAACGCCACAGCCAUCAGCGGCGAAGACGCUUCUGGAUUUGGAGAAAAAGCCUGUUGUAGCGGGUGCGCCGGGUGGUUCAGAGGAAAAACCUGCGACGGGUGCAAUGACGAAUUUUGGUUUGAAAAUCGAUCAAUACGCUCGAAAGCCCGCUGUACUGAAGAACAAACAAGCAGCUGGUGCAACUCGAGAUUGGACGGAACAAGAGACGCUUUUGUUGCUCGAAGGAUUAGAACUUCACAAAGACGAUUGGAACAAGGUUUGCGAGCACGUUGGUUCGAGAACGCAGGACGAGUGCAUACUACAUUUCCUUCGAUUACCGAUCGAAGACCCAUAUCUGGAAGAAGGUGGUCCCGAGGGCUUGGGCCCACUCGCUUAUCAGCCGGUUCCUUUCUCAAAAGCCGGGAAUCCUGUUAUGAGCACCGUUGCGUUUUUGGCUUCGGUCGUAGACCCGAGAGUCGCAGCGAGUGCUGCAAAGGCAGCUAUGGAAGAGUUUGCUGCAAUAAAAGAUCAAGUUCCGGCCGCUUUGCUCGAUCAACAUUUGAAAAACGUUCAAGCGAGCGCCAACGCAGAUGGGAAUUUCGAUCCCGCGGCAGGUCUCGCUGAAUCGGGGAUCGCUGGAACCGGACCUCCCGAACCACCAGAGGACGGUUCAGCAUCCUCGACACCAGCACCCAGUGCGACACCGAGUGCUGCGACUUCGCCUCAUUCCGCUACAGUUCCCGAACCAUCCAAAAAGGAGGAUCAGCCUGAAAAGUCAAAGGACAGUCCCGGCAGGACACCCUCGUCUCUUGUACCUAAAAAAGAAGAACUUGCAGAAUCUGCUCCAGUCGAAAGGGAUCAACCGGAGAAAAUGGAGGUUGACGUCCCUAAAGAGGUGGAAAGCGAUGUCAAAUCGAAACUGGAAAGUCCUGAGGAGGCUGAAGCUAGGGAAAAGAAAGAUAAGGUUGUACGAGACGCGCAAUUGCAGUCCGCGGCAGCAGCAGCCCUGGCUGCAGCAGCGGUCAAGGCUAAACAUCUGGCAGCUGUGGAGGAGCGUAAGAUCAAAUCCUUGGUGGCUCUACUCGUUGAGACACAGAUGAAAAAAUUGGAGAUUAAGUUGCGACAUUUCGAAGAACUGGAGACGACGAUGGAACGCGAAAGAGAAGGGCUCGAAUAUCAACGACAGCAAUUGAUAACGGAGCGUCAACAAUUUCAUCUUGAGCAAUUGAAAGCCGCGGAAUUCCGGGCGAGGCAGCAGGCUCAUCAGAGGCUUGCACAGGAACAGCAGCAUCAACAACAGCAGAGUCAACAAGCUCAGACGUGGCAAGCUUCUGCGCAGCAACAACAGCAGCAACAACCUCCGCAACAGCCACCACCACCGCCGGUGCAACCGCAACAGCCGCAACAUCAGCAUCAGCAGCCGCCGGUACAACAACCGCCAAGUCCGCAAGCCCAAUCACAGCCCCCUACGUCUCAACCAAUCACGCCACCUCAGACGACCGCAGUGCCACCUGUAACUCCAACCGUCACAACGGCAACAUCGACGUCCCCUCAAUUAGCUCCUCCGUCAUCGCCCCAACAACCUCAACCACAACCACAGCCGCAACAGCCACCACCGUCGCAACAACCGCCUCAACCCCAGCCAGCUAUAUCACCGGCUCCACAACCUCCCCAACAGCCUGUCACCACGCCAACCAUAACGCCAACGACUCAAACAACAACGCAGCCACAAGCUCAAACCCCUCAACAACCGACCGCCCACACGCCACCCCAACAAUCGUAACUUUUCUCCAAAAUCGCCAGAUGAACCAUCAAUAUUUUCCAUAUUAAACGAACAAUGACUAUCGUUCCUCUCGACGAUUAUCCAAAGAACAUCGACAGCUGAAUAAAGAGCACAAAUUACUAUACACUGGUUACGAAUGGGACGAGAUAAGACUCGCGUUGAACAUGUAAAAGAUUCGAUGAAACUCGUGCUCACUGCAUAAACGCUAAGAAAUUACGGGGCACUUUUUACCUGAGACGGAGGGCUACUCGAAGAGCUACGAUAUUAACGCUCGUCGUUCGAAUGGAAAAGAUGAAAACAGUUUCUUUUCUCUCCGAGAUGAUAGAUAGUCGUCCGAACUAAAGCGAAUAAUGAUCAUUGUGAAUGAAUAAUUGUUACAAAUUAUUCUUAAUUAGCCGAUUAAGAUUGUAAUGUGUUUUUUCUAUGUUUUCACGAUAAUUAUUUGUAAUUAUAUCGUCGUAAAUAUUACAUCGCGCAUGGUUUUUCCAUCGAGCUAUUACUGCUGCUUGGAGCCCGAGGGAUUUUUUUUCUUCAUUUUCUUUUUCAUGAGUUUAUUGUGCAACGGAGAGGGCGAUAUUGAGAAACGAGAAAACAAAUAUGUUACAAAAAAGAGAUACAAACAUUUUACGGGCUAAAGAAUGGAUGGACUUUGCUUCGGCAUUUUUUUCGAAAUCUUAAUUGAUGUAAUCGAACUCGUUUUUUUUUUGUGUAAAAUACACUAGCAUUACGUACAUGGA
Molecule: messenger RNA, 4352 nt
Organism: Venturia canescens
Lineage: Eukaryota; Metazoa; Arthropoda; Insecta; Hymenoptera; Ichneumonidae
Gene: mor
Product: SWI/SNF- related protein mor
Exons: 10
Coding region: 73-3615 (1180 amino acids)
Biological process (GO): positive regulation of DNA-templated transcription
Cellular component (GO): SWI/SNF complex
Molecular function (GO): histone binding; DNA binding
Source: RefSeq, a predicted model, not a curated record